Molecule: messenger RNA, 816 nt
Organism: Acanthosepion pharaonis
Lineage: Eukaryota; Metazoa; Mollusca; Cephalopoda; Sepiida; Sepiidae
Source: the annotation of a GenBank genome assembly
AUGCGGGAGCAGCCGAUGGAACCGAGCACGACUACACUGCUAUCACUGCAAAGAGUUAGGCCAUGUAGCAAAGGAUUGCUCGGGAAAGGAGUCCGGGGACAAGGUGCUGUUGCAACCCUUGCCCCCUCUCGAUCAGUAAAUGUGGCAUUGCCUGUUGUCAACGUGUGCGUUGAGGGUAAACGAUGUUCGGCGCUUAUUGACACUGGAUGUUCCCGAUCGAUCGUUAGUGUGGAUCGAUGCGUGACAUGGAGCAAUCAACAAAUCGAGAUUCGGACGAUUGAUGGAGUGUCCCAGGCCUGUUGUGGUGUCGGGACUGUAUCAAUCCUCACAGACGGAGGGAAUCAUGCCAAGGUUGACGUUUUGGUGGCACGUCAAAGGCCUCUCGGUUACGACCUGCUGCUUAGCAUUGAUGCGAUCCGAGCGUUAGGAGGCAUGAUAAUCACGCCAGCCGGAAAUGGAAAGGUAAAUUGUCCACACCAGAACGGUCAGAGAGGAAUCCUUACUACACCCCCCUUCUCUUUAUUUUACUUUCUUUCUCUUUUGUCUCUUUCUCUCUCAAUUCUUCAUUUUUUUCCUAUUUCAUUAUCAAGACUCAAUUCGUUUUUACUUUCCUUCCCUCUUUACCAUUAUUAUAUUUUCCAUCCCUCCUCCUCUUUCGCGCACUUGCCAUCACUCUCACACUCUUUCUCACAUAAUUACUUUUUCUUUCUCUCGCCCACCACUUGUCAAAUGACAUUUGUCUCCCCGCCUCACUCUUUCCUUCUUUCUCUCACUUACUUAACCCUUCCUCUAUGUAUCCCUGAGCUUCUUUUGUAG